AAGGCAGCUGAGAAGGAAACCAACCACCAUUGACUUUCCCAAGGAAAAACAGUAGUGGGGGUAAGUCUGGAUUUCACCCUGAUUCUCUCUGGAGCCCUAGGUGCUGGAGAGAUCAGUUCCAGACACACAGGAGAUGAGCUUCCCCAGCAGAAAGGGCUUCUACAGGCAGGAAGUCAACAAGACAGUCUGGGAACUUCCUAGGCGAUACACUUCCAUUGUCUCAGUGGGCUCUGGAGCUUAUGGAUCUGUCUGUUCAGCAAUAGAUAAGAAAACAGGAGAGAAAGUGGCUAUCAAGAAGCUCUGCCGCCCAUUUCAAUCUGAGAUCUUUGCCAAGCGAGCCUAUCGAGAACUCACACUGCUAAAGCACAUGCAGCAUGAGAAUGUCAUUGGGUUACUUGAUGUUUUCACAUCAGCUACUUCGUUUGACGGAUUCCAGGACUUCUACCUGGUAAUGCCUUACAUGCGAACAGAUUUACAAAAGAUAAUGGGACAUCAGUUCAGUGAAGAAAAGAUCCAGUAUCUAAUCUAUCAGGUGUUGAAAGGGCUGAAGUAUAUUCAUUCUGCUGGAAUCAUUCACAGGGAUCUGAAGCCUGGUAAUUUAGCAGUAAAUGAGGACUGCGAACUAAAGAUCUUGGACUUUGGCUUGGCAAGGCAUACAGACACUGAGAUGACUGGCUAUGUGGUGACUCGUUGGUACAGAGCACCGGAAGUAAUUCUUAAUUGGAUGCAUUACAAUCAGACUGUGGACAUCUGGUCUGUUGGCUGUAUCAUGGCAGAAAUGCUGACAGGGAAAACACUGUUUAAGGGUAAAGACUAUCUUGAUCAGCUGACUCAGAUUUUGAAAGUAACAGGAAGCCCUGGAGAGGAAUUUAUCCAGAAACUAGAAGACAAAGCGGCCAAAAGCUACAUACAGUCGCUGCCCAAGAUUCCCAAAAUGGAUUUAUCUCGACUUUUCCCCAAAGCCAGUCCUCUAGCUGUGGACUUGCUUGACAAAAUGUUGCAGCUGGAUGUGGAGAAGCGUCUUACAGCCACACAAGCUCUUGCUCAUCCAUAUUUUGAACCAUUUAGAGAUGUUGAGGAGGAGACAGAGGCACAGCAUUCCUAUGAUGACUCCAUAGGGGCGGAAAAACUUUCAAUCAAUGAAUGGAGAAGACAUAUUUACAAUGAAAUACUAUCAUUCAGCCCAAUCGCAAGGAAAGACUCCAAGAGGAGGAGUGGUAUGACACUGUAAACUGAUGCUGGACCAACUUUUCCAUGAUGUAACAAAUACCAGUGUUUUGACUUCAACAAGGCUUAAAUAGUAAUCAGUAUGAAAAGGUCUGUAUACUGUAUGUAGAAUAAAAGGACACUGAGUAUAUAGGAUGUUUAGCCUUAGUAUGAAGGCUGGAGCUGGAAAAGUAACAUCUUUCAGUGCCAAAAAUGGAUAUGCUUCUUAUUAAAGCUCUUUAUGAUA
Messenger RNA from Sceloporus undulatus (fence lizard), 1453 nucleotides. RefSeq names its product mitogen-activated protein kinase 13 (gene MAPK13). Gene Ontology annotation, cellular component: nucleus; cytoplasm. Gene Ontology annotation, biological process: protein phosphorylation; MAPK cascade. The transcript is spliced from 12 exons. The record is from RefSeq and is a predicted model, not a curated record. Gene Ontology annotation, molecular function: MAP kinase activity; ATP binding. The coding region runs from base 134 to 1231 and encodes 365 amino acids. NCBI's taxonomy places the organism in Eukaryota, Metazoa, Chordata, Lepidosauria, Squamata, Phrynosomatidae.